Messenger RNA from Sus scrofa (pig), 744 nucleotides. RefSeq names its product chemokine (C-C motif) ligand 2 (gene CCL2). Gene Ontology annotation, molecular function: CCR chemokine receptor binding; chemokine activity. Gene Ontology annotation, biological process: positive regulation of cell migration; chemokine-mediated signaling pathway; inflammatory response. Lineage: Eukaryota; Metazoa; Chordata; Mammalia; Artiodactyla; Suidae. Gene Ontology annotation, cellular component: extracellular region. The record is from RefSeq and is marked validated.
CGACCAGGACCCAUCAGCUCCCACACCGAAGCUUGAAUCCUCAUCCUCCAGCAUGAAGGUCUCUGCAGCCCUCCUGUGCCUGCUGCUCACUGCAGCCACCUUCUGCACCCAGGUCCUUGCCCAGCCAGAUGCAAUUAAUUCUCCAGUCACCUGCUGCUAUACACUUACCAGUAAGAAGAUCUCGAUGCAGCGGCUGAUGAGCUACAGAAGAGUCACCAGCAGCAAGUGUCCUAAAGAAGCAGUGAUCUUCAAGACCAUCGCGGGCAAGGAGAUCUGUGCAGAACCCAAGCAGAAGUGGGUCCAGGACUCCAUAAGCCACCUGGACAAGAAAAACCAAACUCCGAAGCCUUGAAGCCUGACUCCACCCCCCGAGAAUCUGAAGACAAUUCAUUUCCUUCUAACUUGCCCUAAAUACCCUCAGAUAUUAUUUUAUUAUAAUUUUAAAGAGUAUGAACUUUAUUGAUACGAAACAUGAUGCCUUAAGUAACAUUAAUCUUAUUUAAGUUAUUGAUGUUUGAAGAUCCUCCAUGACUACUGGUGUUUUAUUUUUAAACGGAGACUUGGGCACAUUGCUUUCCUCUGUGAAUCUCAGUCCUCCCCCUGGGAUGACGGAAGGGUCCUUGCAAGGAUGGUGAACACAAAAACUUUCUGUUUUAAAUUCUAAGCCAUUGUUAAAAAUGAUAUUGUGGAAAUGUAUAUUAUGUAACUAUUGAACAAUAUAUAUGAUAUAUUUUUGUACAAAAA